This is a messenger RNA of Phycodurus eques (leafy seadragon), 3196 nucleotides long. Its product is annotated as zinc finger protein interacting with ribonucleoprotein K-like. The record is from RefSeq and is a predicted model, not a curated record. Lineage: Eukaryota; Metazoa; Chordata; Actinopteri; Syngnathiformes; Syngnathidae. Gene Ontology annotation, cellular component: nucleus. Bases 228 to 1379 code for a protein of 383 amino acids. The transcript has 2 exons. Gene Ontology annotation, biological process: regulation of transcription by RNA polymerase II. Gene Ontology annotation, molecular function: RNA polymerase II cis-regulatory region sequence-specific DNA binding; DNA-binding transcription factor activity, RNA polymerase II-specific.
AAACCAAAAGAAGGAAGCAGGUCUCGAUGGUUAAGAAGUUCGUAUUCUUGCGUUUAUUGUUGCAUUUACACUGAAAUCCUCAUACUUUAGUGGGGUUCAAAACAUUAAAAUAUCGUUCCUUCUUCGUGUCCUGGUGAGAUCGUAAACGCGCGAGGUAGCUUAGCUUGCUAGCGACGACGUUAGCGAGACAUCGCAAAGCAGAGCUCGCGUGUGAGCGUCGUGCCAAAAUGUGUAAAGUCGAAAUGCUGAGAGCGUUGCUCAAUCAGCGACUGAGUGCAGCCGUCGAAGAAAUAUUUGUCGUUUUUGAAAGAACGAUAGCAGAAUACGAGGACGAACUUUGUCGGACGAAAGAGGAAAACGAGCGACAACGUCAUCUCCUGGACGCAGUUUUCAAGAAGCCUCAAGUUGUGUUACACAAAUCGGGGCUCAGUGAUGAAGAUGUGCCCCCUUCGCUGCAGGAGCGGUGCUUCAGCGUGGAGCAGCAGGAGACCGAUCCCCCCCAUGUUAAAGAGGAAAAGGAGGACGUGUGGAGCAGUCACGAGGGCGAGGAGGGGCAAGGGCUGGAGCUGCCUUUGUUUCGUGUCGUCGUGAAGAGUGAGGAUGAUGAAGACGAGCCUCGCUCCUCACAGCUUCAUCGCAGUCAAAGUGAGAGCAGAACAUCCCAAGCGGACAGCCUCUUAGCUCCACUGUCAAAUAGUGAUGACACAACAUCACACUCUCUUGACACUGACGACGAACACGCUAAAGGUGAUGUGACAUGUCACACGCACAACACGCAUGUGAGAUGUUCUGAUUGUGGGAAAAAGUUAGGGGACAAUGACACGAGAUGUCACGCUCGAGAAAAACCCUUCAUUUGCUUGGUGUGCGGAAAAGGAUUUUCUCGAAAUGAGCAUUUGACCACACACACCAGAACACACACGGGAGAAAAACCAUUUAUCUGCUCAGUUUGUGGCGGAAGAUUCUCCCAGAAGGGCAGUUUGAAGAAACACAUGAGAACGCACACCGGAGAAAAGCCAUUCAGCUGCUCGGUGUGCACUAAAACAUUUAGUGAUAGUUCGGCAAUGAUGAGGCACUUGAGAAGACAUACCGGAGAGAAACCUUUUACCUGCUCCAUGUGCAACACCAACUUUACUCAUCGUUCAGCUUUGGUGACCCACUUGAAAGUGCACACUGGAGAAAAACCCUUUCCCUGCUCCGUUUGUGGUAAAAGGUUCUCUGUAAAGACACAGUUGACACGACACAUGAAAAUACACACUGGCGAGAAAGUGUUUAGUUGCGGCGUGUGUCAUGAAGGAUUCUUAUACAACUACCAGCUUGCUAAACACAAGUGUCCUGGUGUGAAGUGUAGCAGUCGGAGCAAUGAAGCUGCAGGACUAUAAAAAAUAAAAUGGAGCAGCACGGGGAUAUUUCUUUUUGUACAUACCACAGUGUCCUCACACUCCUAACACCCUAAUACCCAAAUUAAAUUAAAUAUUGUAAGGACCACAACAGUGGUUACGAUAUCAAGUUAUACCAUAGGCUGAAUUGACACUGAAGGUCAAAGUGCCCAGUUCCAAUUUACAGUUUACAAUUUACAGUUUACAAUUGCCUUUCACCUACCGUGCCCACUUUUUUUUAUGGGCGGUUCAUAUCUACAUGUCUGUGUCGGAAAUCCCAUUUAUAUAUAUAUAUAUAUAUAUAUAUAUAUAUACAGAGCGAUCGUUCUUAUGGGAUUUUACAGCUACCAAAUACUGUACAUUAUUUAAAAAAUAUAUGGAUUAUUAUUAUAUGUAUAUAAAAUAAUUUACAUUGAAGCAAUCUGGCAGGAUUUUUGUUCUCUUGAGCUCUGAUGAGCUGGUCAAGCAUUCUCAGACAGUAAACUUAGUUUAAUUUUAAGCCUUACGAUAUCAAGGCUGUUUUGUAUAAAUUACUUGAAAGUGGCAAACAAAAAUACUUCUGACAUUAAAUAUAUGUAAGUAUUGGAAAUAAAAGUUAGUAUUUUUUAAGUGAAGAGAGCAGAACAUAGAAUUAUAAUUCUAUGUUAAUCAGAAUUAGUUAGAAUUUUCAGUUUUUAGAUAUUUACAUAUUAUGUUUAUGUACUGAGUUAGUUUCGAUUAAAGAUUUGCUUGUUGGCUCAUGAGCGAAGUUAACUAGCACCCACAAAGCAAGCCGUCAUUGAAACGACGUCUUUUCUACAUUAUGGUCUGCUGUAAAAAAUUAAUAAAUAAAUAAAACGAGCGAGAGAUCAUUUUGUGGGUGAAGGAUGGAUGUUUUUUCAGACAUCUUUUUAGGGCGGCUUCAGGGCAUCCAGUUAAGACUUCUCCAGGAUAUCUGUACGAGGUUGAAAUAUGGUUUAAAAAUGAUCGGUGUCCUCAUGACGUCUGAUAUUGACCAAAUGAAAAUCUAUAUAUACAAAAUUAUUUAAAAUGUUGACCAAAUUCAUGAUGUUUGAUAUUAUGUAUGAAAUAGUUUCAUACAGCUUUCAAAAUACAUUUGAAUAAAAGUUUAUAUUUAAUGUCAUUGUUGUGUGUGUUUAAGGCCAGACUGUAAUCAUAAUAAUCAUAUGUCUCGUCAUUUACGUUACAGUAUUCCUUCAAAAGUAGACCAUUAUUUAGAAAUGUUACUUUAGUACUGGGUGUAUAGUAUUUAAAUAGUGACAGGAGAUUAUACCAAAUAAUACUGCAAAAAUGAUUAUCAAUCUAUGAUUUCCAAACAGUUAUAGAAGGCUACAGGCCAGCUCGUUGAAAGUUUCCUCUCAGAACACAUUACAUAACAAAGUAAAAAAAGAAAAGUUCAAUCAAGGCUGUUCUGGAAUGCUACCCCACUUCUCGAUGGAGCGUGCGUAAGGUGUUUCCCAGCAUGUCUGCGAACAGCAUCCUGUGUUCUCUUCUGAACUGUUUGGAGCGCCGCCAGUGCCGUUUUCUGGCACGUGCAAUACAUGCAGCCGCACAGGGUGGCAUAGAUAGGCGGGCAGCAACAUUCAUUCAAGUACUUGUCUACUGGGAGGUGCUGAACAAUGUGUCACAACGUGACAGUUUGUCAACAAGAAAAUGUCCUUGCCAAGAGGGCAGGUGCUGGACCAAAAAGGGCACUUAUUUCACCAAGGGAAAAAGGGCUGGUGCUUGAGCACCACUUUGGGUCGAUCUGUGCACGCCCCCGAAGGACGUCAUUGACCAUUUGCAUCAAGGCAGGCCAGAAAGCAUAACACUUUUGAAAU